AAGCCAACUGAUUGGCGGUAGAUGAAGAUCCCAUUUCCGUUUUGUCGUUACUGCAGAGAUUCAAAAAUCAUCUUGAGGAGCCACGUCCAUGCUUGAAUCAGUGGCCAGCUAUUUGAAACUUUGAAGCAAGAAAAUCCUCGUUCGGCCAUUUGGGCUGUGGGUGUCUUCUCUAUCCCUAGUCGUCUUUCACUUUACUCACAAGGUUCAAGAAACUGGAAAGUGCGGUUCUUAGUAAUCUUAUUCUGAAAAAUGAAAUAGCAGCAAGACGCCAUGCGUCAAGUAGCUGAACCCUCUUCCAUUUCUGUUGUUAAAUUUGGGCAGUUAGCUGAUUCUGUUACUACUGUAGAACCAAAAGGAUUCAGGGACCUUAAUCAUAGAUGGCAGUGAUCAUGGCUUCACAAGGUUGCUAUUGCCACCAUGUAGGGGUGACAAGCCAAGGAAGAACACCAACCAAUCUUGGAUUCUCUGGCUCAAUUUCUAUUGAUAGAUUUUUCAAGUCUAAAAAGUUAAGCCUUAUUUUGGCUAGGAAACACAGAUUCCCAAUGUUUCUAGUGGAGAUGCAACAGACUGAGGUGGGAUCAUCAAAGUACGGUACCAAUGGUAGACCUAUUAAAAUGGUACCAGCGAAUGAACUAGUGAAAAGAAGGACAACGUCAGCAAAUAAAAUCAAGAUUGUAAAUGGUUCAAAGCAAGUAGUUAAUGGGGCAACUAUAAUAAGAAAAGAUCUUGCCACAUCAUUGACAAAAAAAGUGAAGUCUGGAAACUCGCAAGAACUUCAACCGUUGGAGGAGCUAAAAGUUUUGCCUUCAGAUGAAGGCUUCAGUUGGGCCAAUGAAAAUUACAAUUCUAUACAAAGAUCUAUAGAUGUUUGGUCAUUUGUUCUUUCUUUACGCAUUCGUGUUCUGUUGGACAAUGCUAAAUGGGCAUAUGUAGGAGGCUUCACAGAAGAAAAGCAGAAAACCAGAAGGCAGAAAACUGCCUCAUGGCUACGAGAGUGUGUAUUACAGCUAGGUCCAACUUUCAUCAAACUUGGACAGUUAUCAUCAACAAGGUCUGAUCUAUUUCCCCGUGAAUUUGUGGACGAGCUUGCAAAGUUGCAGGAUAAAGUCCCUGCCUUCUCACCAAAGAAAGCAAUAGGAUUCAUAGAGAGUGAACUAGGGGCACCCAUCAACGUGUUGUUUAAGGAGUUUGAAGAUCGUCCAAUUGCUGCCGCUAGUCUUGGUCAGGUUCAUCGUGCUAUUCUGCAUAAUGGAGAAAAAGUAGUUAUUAAAGUCCAAAGGCCUGGUCUGAAGAGGCUUUUUGACAUUGACUUGCGAAACUUAAAGCUGAUUGCAGAGUAUUUUCAGAGAAGUGAAACUUUUGGUGGUCCAAGUAGGGAUUGGAUUGGAAUAUAUGAAGAAUGUUCAACGAUUUUGUAUCAAGAAAUUGAUUACAUAAAUGAAGGAAAGAAUGCUGAUAGGUUCCGCCGAGAUUUUCGAAACAUAAAGUGGGUUCGCGUACCUUUGGUUUAUUGGGAUUAUACUGCUACAAAAGUGUUGACCUUGGAGUAUGUACCAGGUGUCAAAAUAAAUCAGGUGGAGACGCUAACUUCUAGGGGCUAUGAUCGAUUGAGGAUCUCAUCACAUGCUAUUGAAGCAUACCUUAUUCAGAUACUGAAAACAGGAUUCUUCCAUGCUGAUCCUCAUCCUGGGAAUCUUGCAGUUGAUGUGGAUGAAACACUUAUUUAUUAUGACUUUGGCAUGAUGGGGGAGAUCAAAUCAUUCACCCGAGAGAGGCUGCUUGAACUUUUUUAUUCUGUUUAUGAGAAGGAUGCUAAAAAGGUUAUGCAAUGCCUGAUAGAUCUUGGUGCACUUAAACCAACUGGAGACUUAUCAUCAGUGAAGAGAUCUGUACAGUUUUUCUUGGACAAUUUGCUAAGCCAGACACCAGAUCAGCAACAAACUUUGUCUGCGAUUGGAGAAGAUUUAUUUGCCAUAGCUCAAGAUCAACCUUUCCGAUUUCCAUCUACCUUCACCUUUGUUAUCAGGGCCUUCUCAACACUUGAAGGCAUAGGUUACAUUCUCAAUCCAGAUUUCUCCUUUGUGAAGAUUGCUGCACCUUAUGCUCAGGAACUUUUAGAUAUAAGGCAAAAGCAGCAGACGGGGCCACGACUAGUGGAGCAAAUAAGGAAACAAGCAGAUGAUGCUAGAUCCUCCACCAUGUCAAUGCCAUACAGAGUACAAAGAAUAGAGGAGUUUGUGAAGCAACUUGAGGAUGGGGAUCUUAAACUCCGGGUCCGGGUGCUUGAGUCUGAAAGAGCUGCUCGAAAAGCAACAGUAUUGCAAAUGGCAACUAUGUAUACAGUGUUGGGAGGAACCUUGCUAAAUCUUGGUGUCACCUUGAGCAGCCAAGGAAAUAUCGCCAUUGCAAAUGGAUCAUUUGUUGGUGCAGGUGUUUUUAUGACACUAUUGUUCAGGUCUAUGCAAAGAGUAAAGAAACUUGAUAAAUUUGAGAACAUGAUAUAAACAUACACCGAACAAAUUAGAUUCUUUGAAGGAUAUACAGGAGAAUAAUUAGUUAAUAUCAGAAUACAUAAAGCUUCUACACCCUUGAGGGUGGUUUUAGAAACGCAGUGACAAGAUAGCCAUGAGAUGAAUAGCAAGCUAGUCAAUGUGCUCAUCUGUUCGCUUCACAAAAAAUAUGGUUAGAAGUAACAAUCGAAUUUCUUAUGACCAAGUUCUUAAUUUUAAUGAUAAUAUUUGAGAGAUGAUGAUUUGACUGAAGUCAUGCUAAAUGAGCAUGAAAAGCAUCAUUUUUCUUGAAUUGUUCA
This is a messenger RNA of Prosopis cineraria, 2809 nucleotides long. Its product is annotated as protein ACTIVITY OF BC1 COMPLEX KINASE 7, chloroplastic. Lineage: Eukaryota; Viridiplantae; Streptophyta; Magnoliopsida; Fabales; Fabaceae. Gene Ontology annotation, biological process: regulation of response to reactive oxygen species. The record is from RefSeq and is a predicted model, not a curated record. Bases 378 to 2504 code for a protein of 708 amino acids. The transcript has 20 exons.